Molecule: messenger RNA, 2120 nt
Organism: Cicer arietinum (chickpea)
Lineage: Eukaryota; Viridiplantae; Streptophyta; Magnoliopsida; Fabales; Fabaceae
Molecular function (GO): protein binding
Source: RefSeq, a predicted model, not a curated record
GGGGUUGUAUAGAAAAAGGGAGGGUGCAAAUAGCAACUCAUAAAAAGGAUCUAACCGUUUUGUAAAUUUGAUAUUAGGGCCCAAAGAUAAGUCCCAAUUCAGUACAGAACCAUUAACCAACAACCAUCGAAUCCAACACCAAACUCCGAUCAUCAAUUCCGUUUAACUCCUCCGGCCACCUUCCCACCGCAUCUCCCAUUCCAAUCCGAACAAUGGAAUCGGAUUCUCCAAGAUCCGAAUCCCAAUCGGACCCUCUCCGAAACACACUGGACGAACUUUGCCACGAACUUAACUCCCUCCAAGACCUAGCCAACCGCGGCGCGUGGCGUUCCAUCAUCGACAAAGUUGCACGCGCCAGAGCCCUCUCUCUUCUCCAAAAACCUCACGAUCACCUCACCUACCUCACCUUCAACACCCUCGCAUUCACAAAACUACGUCGUUUCAACGAAGCUUCCGCUGAACUCGAUUCCGUCGAAGAUCUCGAUAGUUCUCACUACAGAUACGAAACCUACCCCAAAAUUUACCCUAAUCGUGUCGGAUCAAUGGUUCCUUUUUCUCUCCGAUGGCUCCAUGCGUUAAUUCCAAUCAAGUUAGGUCAACGCCAACAAGGAAUCGAUCGAUUAUACUCUCUUCUCGAUUUUGUGCGUGAGAAGAUUAAGGACAAGGAAAACGGUAAUUUCGCCGUUUCGCUUCGUGUGUGGAGAAAAAGAGAGGUUUUUGUUGUGAACUGUAUAAUUGGUCAUCAUUUGAGUCACAAAGAGUUUGGUGUGUGUUUGAGUUUGAUGAAAAACUUACUUUCUCGUGAUUCUUUUGAUCCUUUUUUGAUUUCGCAACUUGGGUACAUUCAAUUGCAAACUGGCGACUUGGAAGGUGCGAAAGCUUCGUUUUUGAAAGCUGAAGUGGAAGGGAAGAGCAAUGGGUCAUUGAGUGAGGUUGAGUUUAAGAAUUUAGUUAACCGAAACAAGGCUUUGGUAUAUAUGGUUGGGAAGGAUUAUGUAUCUGCUGUGAGGGAAUAUGACGAGUGCAUUGAGAGGGAUCAUAGUGAUAUAGUGGCUUUUAAUAAUAAGGCUCUUUGUUUGAUGUAUUUGAGGGAUUUGUCUGAUUCUAUCAAGGUGUUGGAAAAUGCUCUUGAAAGGGUUCCUACUGUUGCUCUUAAUGAGACUCUUGUUGUUAAUUUGUGUAGUAUGUAUGAGUUGGCUUAUGUUAAUCACUCUGAUAUUAAGAGAACACUUAGUAGUUGGAUUGCUCGUGUUGCUCCUGAUGACUUUGAUGCAACAUGUACUCGUACAUGAGAGUGAGUUUCAGAAAACAUGACAGGUAGAUGUUUUUCCUUUUGCAAGUGGAAGUGGGGAUUUCGUUUACCAUGUGCACUGAAUGUUUCAGGUCAUAUUUCCGUCUUCAUUCUAUGUGAGUUACCCGUAAAUGGCAACAUUGGCUGAUGCAAGACCUGUGAUUCUUCCAUCCCACAUAUCUGAUAAUUUUCUUUUGGAUCCCAAACUUCUUGAAUCCAACCUUACCGAAAGAUCAAUACUACUUAUACUCCGUUUGCCAUGUAACCCAACAUGAUUUGUCUACCCUGAGAAAUACUUUAAGAAAUAGCACAAAUCGUAGCAAAGCACCCCAGGCUUCUGAUACAAACAUACAUCCAUGAUUGUCAUGAAUGUGUUCUCCUAAGUGAUAAUUUCCUUUGAAGAUCUCUAUGGAUGCUUUUUACAGGUUAUCUCUGUUGAAAUCUGCGAACAUAUGACCUAUGAACCAACCACUUAUACAAUUACAAGCUUUUCUUCUUUACCAGAUGGGACAGAACUCUAACUGUUAAUGGAUUUCAUGAAGUUAGUUAAUUUGUAAUGGUAUCUUCUGUUACUUAUAGAAUGGAAAUUUUAAGUUUCAAUUAGUAAUUACUGUAAUUUUCUUUUUUGGGUAGUUUUGAAGUGUUUGUGUUGCACUGUUAUUUAUCCCAUUUUUUAUUUUCAACUCGAUCCAAAUUCUGUAUUAAUUCGUUUUAAAUCGUGUUGCUGUAAACAUUUGCAAGGACUGGUUGACAAGUUGGGUCUGUUGGGUCUUUUGCCGGUCUAGAACAUUUUGUUGCAGUAUGUGGGAAGAUUCGAAGUUCUAUAUUC